UAUCUGAACGCAUCAAAAUCUUGGAUAGUGGAAUUUAUCUCAAGAAUGUCGCUGUCUCUAGGAAUUAUGAUUUGGAAAAUGCUGAAUUUGCUGUGGCUGAUAAUCAUCUGUUGUGUUACGAGUCAGAUGACCUGUUCAAAGAUGAUGAUAAUUCGCGAGACAGACAUAAACUCGAGCAGCUUCAGCAGUUCAAACACAUCUUUUACAGCCAUAAACAUGACAUGUUCACCAGGGUAUGAAAUACUGAUAGGAAACUUUUGCAUAGUGGAUGUCCAACAAAACACAUCUGUCCUGGGAGAAUGCAAUUCAUACCGUUUCAACAUAACAAACGAUGGGGGGAAUUAUAAAGUAAGAAUGAAUGACAUGGUUAAAAACAUUAUAAUGUGGUUUUUACCGAAUGGAUCUCGAUGUCUUCCAUCAGAAGUCCUGAAUUCAUCAGGAUCCACAUCAAAUAAUUAUGGGACUUGCCAGACACAGCAAAGCAGCUCCACCACCACCCAAUCUAUUUCCACCAUUACUAACAACCCUAGCAGCUGCCCUAACAGAUCACCCAUCAACACCUCCUGCAAUGCCAUUUAUCCAGAUGCAUGUUGUUUGAAAACCCCUCCCGUUAAUCCUGAAAUUACAUGUAGAAACGCCUCAUAUGGAAAUGAUACAUGCACUGGGAACGAAAAAAGCAGAUACAUAAUGUAUUUAAAUGGCAGUGAAUGGAUGUGUGUGACCUGCGAUGGUGAAAGAUCGACAACUCCCCAGCCAACUACUAGUUCAACAUCAUAUACUACAACUAACACUCCAACUACUAGUUCAACAUCAGAUACUACAACUAACACUCCAACUACUAGUUCAACAUUGCAUACUAUUAACACUCCAACUACUAGUUCAACAUCAGAUACUACAACUAACACUCCAACUACUAGUUCAACAUUGCAUACUAUUAACACUCCAACUACUAGUUCAACAUCAUAUACUACAACUAACACUCCAACUACUAGUUCAACAUCAUAUACUACAACUAACACUCCAACUACUAGUUCAACAUUGCAUACUAUUAACACUCCAACUACUAGUUCAACAUCAGAUACUACAACUAACACUCCAACUACUAGUUCAACAUUGCAUACUAUUAACACUCCAACUACUAGUUCAACAUCAUAUACUACAUCUAACACUCCAACUACUAGUUCAACAUCACAUACUUCAACUAAAACUCCAACUACUAGUACACCAUCACAUGCUAGUUUCAUGACAGGUUGGACAACUCCCGAGCCAACUGUCCCACCACCUGAGAUAAUUUUCACUCUAUCUAAUAAAACAAAUCAGACAAACACAGUUCAAGUUCAAGACCCCCAAGAGGCAGUAGAAAACUUGGAAAAAGUAGAGUCACUGGUGGAGGUAAUGGAAAAAAACAAUAAAACCAAUGCGGCGAUUGUCAUGGGGGAUGUUAUUGGCGUUCUCCAAAGACAACCCAGGGACAAGCCAACCAAAGACAUCAACAUAUGCUACUCUUCGAACCAGAACAUGAUAAACGUUGUUGAGAGCAACCAGGCUGGUUAUCCCUGGUCUGUAAAGAUUCCCAGAGAAGCCUUUAAUAAAUCACGUCAAGAAAACAAUGGAAGUGCAUUUGUUGGAGUUUUACGAUUUAAAAACAUGGAAAAUAAGGAUAAAACUCACACUGUUUUGGGCAAUGAGAGCUAUGGAAUAACGAUGGGUGCCAACAUCUCCAACCUUACAGACAAUAUUGACAUGACCAUUCAAAAGAACAAUAAACUGGAUGGAAAUGUGUCCUGCGUUUCUUGGGAUGGCAAAGGAGAGCUUAAUUGGACAACGUUCGGCUGUGAGACAAUAAUCGAAAACAACACCAUAAAGUGCUCCUGCUCACAUCUGACGUUCUUUGCAGUGCUGAUGACCUCUCAGUCAGAUACAAAACUCACAUCUUCGGAUCUGGAAUCAUUGACCUUAAUUUCUUCUAUCGGCUGUGGCAUCUCCAUUUUUUUCCUGUCUAUCGGUUUAUUCAUGCAUUUCCUGCUACGGAAAGCCAAGUCAAAUCAGGCAACGAAGAUCCUGAUGAACAUGUUUGUAGCUUUGUUUCUACUGAAUGCCUCAUUUUUGUCAAACGAGAGCGUCGCUAACACAAAAGACAACGCUGCGUGUGUCUUCAUAGCGCUGCUCCUGCAUUACUCCAUGCUGGCCUCAUUCACCUGGUUCUUCAUUCAAGCUCUUCAUAUGUACUUAUGGCUCAUCAGACAGAACGUCUCCAUCACAAACUACAUGAGGAAGAUCACCGUGUUGGGCUGGGUGUGUGCCGCUCCGAUAGUCGUAGGUAUUGCUUCUGGAGGAGAAUAUAAAGUAGUGACCCUCAACAGUACGUCUGGAAAAAUCGCACACAUGUGCUGGACUACAAAUCCUUAUAUUCACUACAUAGUGAACAUCGGCUACUAUGCUUUAGUUUUCGUCUUCACGGCAGGAAUCUUCAUCAUGAUCGUCACUAAGGUCUUUCAGGCCAGAAAAAUAAAAACUGUUGAUGGCAAGAGAAAGACGUUCAGAAAGCAGCUGAUGAUGGUGUUGAGUUUGUUCCUGCUCUUCGGUCUGACGUGGUCUGUGGCGUUCUUCAGUUAUGGACCGAUGCUCAUUCCCUCAUAUUACAUAUUCACUGUGCUGAACUCAUUACAGGGGUUCUUCCUCUUCCUGUAUUACUACCACAUUCACAAUGAUGUCGCGGGUCAGUUCUCUGAUGAUCCAGAAAACACUGACUCCAACACAACCAUCACUCAAUCCGGCAUUACUGCUGUGGAAAAUAUUUAUCACUAGUAUAAUUAGGACAGAAGGUCUUCUUUGUAUCAGAUUGAUUUCUUAAACUGAUUUGUCAUUGUUUAAGGGAAAACAGUGUAUUCUCACUAAUACCAAGCUCACAAACAAUACAAAGACAAAAGUAACUUAUGAAAAAGAAGAAUAGUUUAAAAUGAUGCAUGCACAUCCUAAAAUAAUAAAUUUUAGAGAAAAAACUCAAAAUAAUUGACUGACAAUUGUUAAUGAAACUUUAUUAUUGUAGAAGAAUUAAAUGUGAUAUAACCUGAUAUUCCUGAUGUUCAAUUUAUUAUAGUUAUAUAAUAAAUAGUUAUAAUCAUCAUUCUGUCCUCUAUAUGUGAUCAUGUGCAUUUCAGAAAGUCUCAACCAACACUAAGUUUCUUUUACGAAACAAAUUUGCAUCUUCGAUCUUUAUUAGCUAUAGGAGCUUGCGUAGAUAGCUCAAUUGGUAGAGCAUUGCGUUAUCAAGCGCAAGGUUGGGGGUUCGAUUCCGCGGGAACACUUGAUAGAUAAAAAUUGAUAGGCUGAAUGCACUUUAAGUUAUUUUGGAUAAAAGCAUCUGCUAAAUGCAUACAUUUAUUUAAUUUUACUAUUUGGUAAAUGAAAACAACAUAUGAAACACUGUCAGAUUGAACUAAUGUUUUCUGCAUUAUUUAAUGUGGUUUACAUUUACAGAUGCUGUUAUCUCUGAAUGACUGUCAUUAAGCUAUAAAAUCUCAUCAUUCUUCAUCAUGAUGGACUUUCGAUACUCCAAAAUUAUUUAUUCACUUCAGUCAAACUUGUAAAUAUGUGAAUGUACUUCAAAUAUGUGAAGGACUGCACUUCAUUGUUUCUAUGAAAAAAGUUCAAACUUGUUCAAAAAUUUCUGUAUGGGAAUAUGAAUGUAAAUAUUGCAAAUUAAUUUAAACAUGGUCUAAUUGCCUCUAAUAAAGGUCAAGCUUUUAUUGAAAUUCUGUUUCUACAUUUAUAUAUAUGUACACCGAACAAAAUUAUAAAUGCAACACUUUUGUUUUUGCUCCCAUUUUUCAUGAGCUGAACUCAAAGAUUUAAGACUUUUUCUAUGUACACAGAAGGCCUAUUUCUCUCAAAUAUUGUUCACAAAUCUGUCUAAAUCUCUGUUAGUGAGCACUUCUCCUCUGCCGAGAUAAUCUAUCCACCUCACAGGUGUGGCAUAUCUGUCAUGAUCAGGUCAUUGAACUUCCAUCUAUUCACCACUAGAGGUCAUCAUCCACAACACAGACUCUCACACUACACAGUACACACUGGACUACAUUUCCCAUGCUCCACUGCACACAUCACAUUCACCUGAUAACAAUCACACCAUGCACCUGAGACCAAUCACAUGCACACAGCACAAUCGUCGGACACGCUUUAUAAGUAUUGGACUUCCCCUCACACAAUGCCAAGUAUUGUUCUGCACAUAUCCCUCACCUAGCGAUAGCUGCGAUAUCAAGCCAUUCCGUGUUUGUUUUCAUAGUCUUUCAGUUUAUAGUUUUCUUAGUCUUGUCUCUGUUUCUGUUUUUGGGAAGUCGUGGCCUAAUGGUUAGAGAGUCGGACUCCCAAUCGGAAGGUUGUGAGUUCAAGUCCCGGGCCAGCAGGAAUUGUGGGUGGGGGGAGUGCAUGAACAGCUCUCUCUCCACCUUCAAUACCACGACUUAGGUGCCCUUGAGCAAGGCAUUGAACCCCCAACUGCUCCCUGGGCGCUGCAGCAUAAAUGGCUGCCCACUGCUCCGGGUGUGUGUUCACAGUGUGUGUGUGUGUUCACUGCUCUGUGUGUGUGCACUUCAGAUGGGUUAAAUGCAGAGCACAAAUUCUGAGUAUGGGUACCAUACUUGGCUGAAUGUCAUGUCACUUUCACUUUCUAGUUUUCAUAGUUUAGUCUUUUUCUUGCCUUGCCCUGUUACUCAUGUUUUGACCUGUUUGCUUUGGAUACUGGAUUACCCCUCUUGCCUAUCCCUUGCUUAGAUAUUGUUUGCUCAUCGAAGACCCAUGCUUGCCCUAGGAUUAUUCUUGUGUCUUGCUCUCUAUAUAAAUGUUUGACCCAUGCCUGUUACAACCAUUUCUCUGUCUAAUAAAAGCUUGCAUAUGGACCCACAUGUCUCAUGUUUCAUCGGCUCCCACGUUAUAAUAACAAGAUGCUAAUUAGAAAGCAUGAUUAAUGUAGAUGUGUGCCUUAGGCUUGCCACAGUAAAAGGCCACUCUAAAAUGUGCAGUUUACUGUACUAGGGGGUCCGAAAAGUAUUUGGUGUUGCGGUUAUGAGGCCAGUUGGAUGUACUGCCAAAUUCUCUGAAACACCUUUGGAGAUGGCUUAUGGUAGAGAAAUGAACUUUCAAUUCACCAGCAACUGCUCUGGUGAACAUUCCUGCAGUCAGCAUGCCAACUGCACUCUCACUCAAAACUUGCAACAUCUGUAGCAUUGUGUUGUGUGAUACAACUUCAUUUUAG
Molecule: messenger RNA, 5251 nt
Organism: Carassius gibelio (silver crucian carp)
Lineage: Eukaryota; Metazoa; Chordata; Actinopteri; Cypriniformes; Cyprinidae
Product: adhesion G-protein coupled receptor G1-like
Exons: 18
Coding region: 46-2808 (920 amino acids)
Biological process (GO): cell surface receptor signaling pathway; adenylate cyclase-activating G protein-coupled receptor signaling pathway
Cellular component (GO): membrane
Molecular function (GO): G protein-coupled receptor activity
Source: RefSeq, a predicted model, not a curated record